Molecule: messenger RNA, 4118 nt
Organism: Engraulis encrasicolus (European anchovy)
Lineage: Eukaryota; Metazoa; Chordata; Actinopteri; Clupeiformes; Engraulidae
Product: golgin subfamily A member 6-like protein 22
Exons: 5
Coding region: 12-4118 (1368 amino acids)
Source: RefSeq, a predicted model, not a curated record
ACGUAUGACUUAUGUGUAUGUGUAUCUCUAACCUGACACUCAUUUUGUUUACAGUGUGCGCUAUUUAUAAGACAACGUCAUUACAGACAUUUCUCUCAGUGUGUGUAUCGUCCUGCCGGCUUCUACGGAAGUCCGACAUGGACAUCUCAGCGGGCGUGCCAUCCCGUGUCCAAGCAAUGGCAUCCACAACCUCUGGAGGAGAGCCAGGUAGCUGGAAGGAGUUAGAGCAGCAGCGUCUGCAGCUGCAGAAGAGGGGGGAGGAUAAUGACAGGAGAAUGCUGGAGCUGCAGAACGCUCUCAGUGCCCUAAAUAGGAGAACUCUGAACCAGCAGGAGGAGAGGAGGACCAGAGAACCCGCACAGCAGGAGGAGAGGAGGACCAGAGGAGCUCCUACAAACCGAGUUACACAGGUAGAGAGGAAGGAGGCGGGAGAAACAACCUCCAGGGCCCAGCAGAAGGAGAGCGGUGCAGGAGUACAGAUCAACGCGACUCCAAAGGAGGAGGGGAAAGCAGGAGAGAGCGCAUCGCCACAGGAUGAUGUAGUAACUGUGUAUAGGCUCUGCCAAAAUUGCAUAAGGAGACUGCUCCAGGAAGAAAGGGGACAAUUCCAGAAGCUCUUGCAGAAACAGCAAACAAUGUUCAAGGAGCUGCUGAGGGAGGAGAGGGAAACUCUGCUUAAACUGUUUGAUGAGGAAAGGACACAGCUUAUGAAGGAGAUGAAAAAAGCAUGGGAAAAAGGACAACACCAAGGAGUGAAGAUAGUGUUUAGGAGGUCAGAAAAAAGCAGUGUGAACAACACAGACAGUGAGACAGUUUUGAGUAAGGACUGGUUUGAUGAGGAGGAAAAGAAAAUAAUCGUAGAGGCAGAGAGGAAGCUCAAGGCGCUGAAGGAGAGAAGGUACAGAAAGCAGGAGGAGGGUAAAAUAAUCGAGGAAGAAGGCAAGAUGAUGAGGCAAGAUAUCAUUGAAGGAGAAAAUGAGGAGGACGUGGCAGGUGGUCGGACAGAGAGAGAGAAACCAAAGCCCCUCGUCAAAGACCUGGAGGACAUAAAGCAACAGGAAGAGAUCAGAACAGAAGAGCUCCAAGAAGCAGUGAUGGAGUUUGUGAAGAGGAAGACUGAGCAACUCGACAAGGACAAAGAAAGUGAAUCUGAUUCAAACGAGGAGUAUGUUGCCAAGGAAGAAAAGCAAAUCAUCUUAGAAGCAGAGAGCAAACUUAAGGCAGAGAAGGAGAGGAAAGAAUUGGAGGAGAGGGAAAUAAGUGAGGAUAAAGUCAAGGAGAUGACGCUUGAUAUGGCCGAAGUACUGAAGAGCGACACAGACUCUGACUCGGAGGAGUCCUUGUUCAGUGAAGAGGACACAAAUGUAAUUCUGCAGACACCUGACGAGAUGGAUAAAAUAAAGAAAGAAGACGUAGGAUUCACGAAGAUCACUGAGGAAGAGAAUGAAGAGGUGGCCAGUGAAUGCAAGCACGAAGAGCAACCCCAAGUCCCUAUCAAAGACCUGGAGAAGAGAAAACAUCAGGAAGAGAUCAGAGAAGAAGAGCUCAAAAAAGUGGCAAUGGAGUUUGUGAGGAGGAAGACACAGGACACAGAAAGUGAAAGUGAUUCGGACGAGGACUAUUUUGAUGAGGAGGAAAAGUUAAUGAUCUUAGAGGCUGAGCGCAAACUUAAGGCAGAGGAGGAGAGGAAAGAACUAGAGGAGAGGGAAAUAAGUGAGGAAAAAGCCGAGAGGACGCUUGAUAUGGCCGAUGAACUGAAGAGUGACACAGACACUGACUCGGAGGAAUCAUUGUUUGGUGAUGAGGAAACAGAUAUGAUUUUGCAGUCGCUUGGCGGGCUUGGCGAGAUGGAUAGGACAAAGUAUGAAGAUGUAGAGUUCAGGAAGAUCACUGAGGAAGAGAAUAAGGAAGUGGCCAGUGAAUGCAAGGAUAAAGAGAAGCCAAAGGCCCUCAUCCAAGACCUGGAGGACAAACAGCAACAGGAAGAGGUCAGAAAAGAAGAGCUCCGGAAAGCGGCGAUGGAGUUUGUAAAGAGGAAGACUGAGCCAGCUGACGAGGACACAGAAAGUGAAAGUGAUUCGGACGAGGACUAUUUUGAUGAGGAGGAAAAGUUAAUGAUCUUAGAUGCAGAGCGCAAACUUAAGGCAGAGGAGGAGAGGAAAGAGCUGGAGGAGAGGGAAAUAAGUGAGGAAAAAGUCAAGGAGAGGACGCUUGACAUGGCCGAAGUACUGAAGAGCGAUACAGACUCGGAUUUCGAGGAGUCCUUGUUCGGUGAUGAGGAGACAGAUAUGAUUUUGCAGUCACUUGACGAGAUGGAUAAGACAAAGAAGGAAGAUGUAUUGAGGAAGAUCACUGAGGAAGAGAAUGAGGAGGUGGUCAGUGAAUGCAAGGACGAAGAGCAACCCCAGAUCCCUAUCAAAUACCUGGAGGAGAGAAAGCCCUGCAAGGAAACAGUUAAGUUCACUGACAUCAAGAGAAUAGAAAGAGAGGAGAAGGAAAGAGACAACAGCAACAACAGCAACAACAACAACAAAGAAGAGAGCAAGACAGUUGAGAAUCCAAAAGAUCAGAUCCAGAAAGCGGUCAUGGAGUUCACUGAAGAACUGAAUAGAGAUACAAGCUCGGACUCUGAGGAGUCCUUGUUUGGUGAUGAGGACACAGAUAUUCUGCAGACAUUUGACAAGAUGGAUAAGACAAAGAAUGAAGAUGUAGAGUUCAGGAAGAUCACUGAGGAAGAGAAUGAGGAGGUGGCCAGUGAAUGCAAGGAUAAAGAAAAGCCAAAGGCCCUCAUCCAAGACCUGGAGGACAAACAGCAACAGGAAGAGGUCAGAAAAGAAGAGCUCCGAAAAGCGGCAAUGGAGUUUGUGAGGAGGAAGACACAGGACACAGAGGACACAGAAAGUGAAAGUGAUUCGGACGAGGACUAUUUUGAUGAGGAGGAAAAGUUAAUGAUCUUAGAGGCAGAGCACAAACUUAAGGGAGAGGAGGAGAGGAAAAAACUGGAGGAGAGGGAAAUAAGUGAGGAAAAAGCCGAGAGGACGCUUGAUAUGGCCGAUGAACUGAAGAGUGACACAGACACUGACUCGGAGGAAUUCUUGUUUGGUGAUGAGGAGACAGAUAUGAUUUUGCAGUCGCUUGGCGGGCUUGGCGAGAUGGAUAAGACAAAGUAUGAAGAUGUAGAGUUCAGGAAGAUCACUGAGGAAGAGAAUAAGGAAGUGGCCAGUGAAUGCAAGGAUACAGAGAAGCCAAAGGCCCUUAUCCCAGACCUGGAGGACAAACAGCAACAGGAAGAGAUCAGAAAAGAAGAGCUCAGAAAAGCGGCGAUGGAGUUUGUAAAGAGGAAGACUGAGCCAGCUGACGAGGACACAGAAAUUGAAAAUGAUUCGGACGAGGACUAUUUUGAUGAGGAGGAAAAGCAAAUGAUCUUAGAGGCAGAGAGCAAACUUAAGGUAGAGAAGGAAAGAAAAGAACAUGAGGAGAGGAAAAUAGAUGAGGAAAAAGCCAAAGAGAGGACACUUGACACGGCCGAAGAACUGAGGAGUAAGACAGACUCGGAGGAGUCCUUGUUCGGUGAUGAGGAGACAGAUUUGAUUUUGCAGUCACUUAAGACAAAGAAGGAAGAUGAAGGAUUGAGAAAGAUCACAGAGGAAGAGAUCAGAAAAGAAGAGGUCCGGAAAGCAGCAUUGGAGUUUGUGAAGAGGAAGACUGAGCCAGCUGACGAGGACACAGACAGUGAAAGUGAUUCGGACGAGGACUAUUUUGAUGAGGAGGAAAAGCUAAUGGUCUUUGAGGCAGAGAGCAAACUUAAGGCAGAGAAGGAGAGCAGACAACUGAGAGAACCGGAGGAGAAGAAAAUAUGCAUGGAAAAAGCUAAGGGGAAAACUCUUGAUAUGGCCAAAGAACUGAGGGAGCAGAAAGUGUUCAUGGCGAUGGAAGGUGAAAAGACAGUGGCAAACAGAGCUAUGUGUAAAGAGCAGGAGUGCCCGGAGAGUGACACAGGCUCGGACUUGUUCAGUGAUGAGGACACAGAUAUGAUUUUGAGGUCACUUGAUGAUAUGGACAAGAGAAAGAAGGACGAUUCAGGAUUCAGGAAGAGGGGCGUGGAGCAGACAGUGUAG